Raphanus sativus (radish) is the source of this 2213-nucleotide messenger RNA. RefSeq names its product pumilio homolog 12. Lineage: Eukaryota; Viridiplantae; Streptophyta; Magnoliopsida; Brassicales; Brassicaceae. Gene Ontology annotation, molecular function: mRNA binding. Gene Ontology annotation, biological process: post-transcriptional regulation of gene expression. The record is from RefSeq and is a predicted model, not a curated record. Gene Ontology annotation, cellular component: cytoplasm. Bases 365 to 2038 code for a protein of 557 amino acids. The transcript is spliced from 7 exons.
CUUUUUUCAACCCUUAAUUAGUUUUUGAUCAAAGUAGAUUACUAUCUCAGCUCCUUUCUCAAAGUUGAUCUAUUUUUCUAAGAUAUGUGUUGUGUAUGAUCCGUUACAGAUUCUGCUCCUCUGGUUUUUGGUCCGUACAGCUUCUAGACUUUGAUCAUAUUUGUUUGUGUUAAAGGACUCAUGAUUCAUGUUACUUCUGUUUGAUGCUGCUAUGCAAAAGGUCUAUUAUAUAGUGCACUGAAGCUAUCUUUCAGAUGAAAAAAAUUGUCUCAGGUGUAGUAUUCUUUGAUCAUCACAACUUCGGAGCUGAGAGUUUGGAUUUGUUUCCCUCUCUUGAGUGAUCAACAAAUCAUUGAUCUAGAGGAUGGAUCAUAGAAGAAGAAAUGAUCCAGAGUUUGAUGAGUUUGAGAAGCUUCUUGGAGAGAUUCCCAAAGUUACUUCAGGAAACGACUAUACAAGUUUCCCUAUAUGCUUCAGCUCAAGCAGAUCCUCACCAGAUCUUCAUCUUCCCGGUGGUGACGACAGCACACUUACCUCUGCAUUUGCUGAAGGAAACUUCAACUUUGGAAUGCCUAAUCAAACUCUGGAGUUCCCUCGAGUUAUGUCCAUUCCUGCUAACCACUUCCCAAGUAGCUCACCUUGUGUGUACUUCCGCAAUGCUCAGCCGCAGCGUUACAUGCCAUCCUCUCAGGCUCACCAUCAUCAAGCUUUGGAUCAUCACUCUCAUAUUAUCCAUUGGAGGAAUAGCCAAGAAGGGAGGGUGAGACUGCAAGAAGAAGAAGAAGAACAGUACAUGCCUGUGUUGGAGCAGUAUCCAAGACAGUUCAAAGGCAUGUACACUGCUCCAGGACAGGAACAUUUCGAUUACCAUCACCGAGCUCAUGAUGGUGAUGAAAGCCUGAGGAGUUUAGACGGGGUGGUAAGCAAGAGAAUGUACUAUCCGGAGAAGAUUUUAAUGAGAUCACCGCUCGGUUUAAACACGGCUAAACUCAUAAACUACGGCGUCGGAGAUCUUGCAAUGAGCCUCAACAACUUGACGUUACAACCUCCAAAGUAUACAAACUCUCUUGCAGAGACAAAAGGGAAGAUAUAUCAGAUGGCGAAAGAUCAGCAUGGUUGUCGCUUCCUGCAGAGGAAAUUCGCUGAGAGAGAUGAGAACGAUAUAGAAAUAAUCUUUAACGAGAUCAUUGACUAUAUCAGUGAGCUUAUGGUAGACCCUUUUGGCAACUACCUUGUCCAGAAGCUUCUCGAAGUAUGCAGCCAAGAUCAGAGGAUGCAGAUUGUUCAUUCCAUCACUAGAAAACCAGGAGUGCUUAUCAAAAUCUCUUGUGACAUGCACGGGACUAGAGUUGUUCAAAAGAUGGUUGAAACGGUUAAGAGACGGGAGGAGAUUGCCAUGAUCAUGUCUGCUUUGAAGCAUGGCGUUGUGAUUUUGAUAAAGAAUGUAAAUGGUAACCACGUUGUUCAACGUUGCUUGCAGUAUCUGUUACCUCACUGCGAGAUGUUUCUUUUUGAGGUAGUGAUUAGUAACUGUGUUGAUCUUGCAACUGAUCAACAUGGAUGUUGUGUGCUUCAAAAAUGUCUUGGCUAUUCCAAAGGAGAACAAAAGUACCGCUUGGUCUUUGAGAUUGCCUCUAAUGCUCUACUCCUCUCUCAACACCCUUUUGGGAACUACGUUAUUCAAUAUAUUCUUGAUCUACAACUCCAAUGGGCUAUCAACGGGAUACUAGAGAUGUUGGAAGGGAACUACACCGAGCUAUCCAUGCAGAAAUGUAGCAGCAAUGUAGUUGAGAAGUGUCUGAGACUAUCUGAUGACAAACACCGGGCUCGCAUCAUCAGAGAACUCAUAAACUUUGGUCGUCUUGACCAAGUCAUGUUGGAUCCUUACGGAAACUAUGUCGUUCAAUCAGCUCUUAAACAAUCCAAGGGGACUACUGCUUAUGGUCUUUUGGUUGAUGCUAUUACACUUCAUGUCUCAUCUCUACGUACCAAUUCUUACGGUAAAAAAGUACUAUCUGCACUUUGCUCGAAGAAGUAAAAAAAUUAGCAGUUGCAGAUUUGUAGCAAAUGUUGCUCUGUGUUGUUGUUGUUACUUGUUGGUGAAGUUACCUUGUAAAAUGUAAUGUGUAAUAAGAGAGCAUAGUCCGCAGGUUUAUGGUUUAAAGAUCCAAAAGAGACAAAAGAAGAUUCAAAGAAAUGGCUUUGUUUUGUAA